AUGUUGGUGCUAAGAUGUUACACGAAAUUACUGACCCUGGAAAAAAUGUUAAGGAGUCACUUUCCUGAAUCACUCAAGGUGUACGGAGCAGUGAUGAACAUAAAUCGUGGGAAUCCCUUUCAAAAGGAAGUGGUAUUGGAUUCAUGGCCAGACUUCAAAGCUGUUAUCACUCGGCGGCAGAAAGAGGCUGAGACAGAUAACCUGGACCACUAUACUAAUGCUUAUGCCGUGUUCUACAAGGAUGUCAGAGCUUACCAACGGCUGUUGGAAGAAUGUGAUGUUAUCAACUGGGACCAAGUUUUUCAAAUACAAGGGCUGCAGAGUGAGUUAUAUGAUGUUUCCAAAGCCGUUGCCAACUCAAAGCAGCUGGAUGUGAAGCUCACUUCCUUCAAGGCAAUUCGUCUUCCUCCUCUUUCAGCUCCGCCGGACACCAGUCUCCUAAAGAGUUCUCCCCCACGACUAACCCACCUGAGUGUUGCUGAUGCUGACCUACUCAACCGGACAUGGUCGCGGGGUGGCAACGAACAGUGUCUUCGGUACAUAGCCAAUCUCAUCUCCUGCUUCCCCAGUGUAUGUGUCCGUGAUGACGAGGGAAACCCAGUUUCUUGGUCUAUGACAGACCAGUUUGCCACCAUGUGCCACAGCUACACCCUGCCAGAGCAUCACAGAAAAGGCUACAGCCGGCUGGUAUCUUUGACGCUGGCCCGGAAGCUGCAAAGCCGGGGCUUCCCCCUUCAGGGCAAUGUCCUCGAUGACAACACAGCUUCUAUAAGCCUCCUGAAGAGCAUCCAUGCGGAGUUCUUGCCUUGUCGUUUCCAUAGGCUCAUUCUCACCCCUGUGGCUUUCUCUGGCCAAGUUCACCCUCUAGCCCAGUGA
This is a messenger RNA of Pteronotus mesoamericanus, 876 nucleotides long. RefSeq names its product glycine-N-acyltransferase like 3 (gene GLYATL3). NCBI's taxonomy places the organism in Eukaryota, Metazoa, Chordata, Mammalia, Chiroptera, Mormoopidae. Gene Ontology annotation, cellular component: mitochondrion. The transcript is spliced from 5 exons. Bases 1 to 876 code for a protein of 291 amino acids. Gene Ontology annotation, molecular function: glycine N-acyltransferase activity. The record is from RefSeq and is a predicted model, not a curated record.